AUGAACAGCCAGUACAUGCACAGGGAAGUCUUCUGCUGCGAGUCCUGCAGUGAACUCAAAAGCUUCUGGGAGAAGGAAAUUCGCAAACAGACCUGCUACAGGGAACUGGAAGAAGAUCGCCAGGGGAGGAGCGCUCUGAGGAAGCUCAGGGAAGAAUGGAGGCAGAGGCUGGAGCAGAGGCUGAGGAUGGUGGACACCCCUGACGACAAGGCAACACAGGCCAACCCCGAGAACUGA
Acomys russatus (golden spiny mouse) is the source of this 237-nucleotide messenger RNA. Its product is annotated as protein FAM240B-like. The record is from RefSeq and is a predicted model, not a curated record. The coding region runs from base 1 to 237 and encodes 78 amino acids. NCBI's taxonomy places the organism in Eukaryota, Metazoa, Chordata, Mammalia, Rodentia, Muridae. The transcript has 2 exons.